AUGGAGGCUAAAGUUUCCCAGAGCUUGCAGUUGUCUACAUGGAUUGACUCAGAGAAGAUCGUAAGGAAUCCAAGUGGACCAUUACUGUUUUUGCGGAGAUGUAAGGGACAACAGAGGCUUCACAUGCUUGUGUCUUGUAAUUUGCAAUCUAGAAAAGCUGCAACUUGGCGUAGACCAAUAGCAUUGAAGGUUUCCUGUUCUUCUAAAAACAUUCCAGCUUCAUUGUUGGAGUCUGAAAGUUUUCCGGAAACCUUUGAUGAAGCUACAAUUCUAAAGAAUAAAUCAGAAGAGAUUGAACCAUAUCUAAGUGCACAGUGUAUAUAUAUAGUUGGAAUGAUGGGUUCUGGAAAAACAACUAUUGGCAGGAUUUUGUCAGAAGCACUUGGCUAUUCAUUUUUUGACAGUGACAAAUUAAUAGAGCUGGCUGUGGGGGGAACUACUGUCACUGAAAUCUUUAAUCUAUAUGGUGAGAGCUUCUUCAGAGAUAAUGAGACUGAGGUAUUGCACAAGCUGUCUUCAAUGCAUCGGCUAGUUGUUUCCACUGGCGGGGGUGCAGUUAUUCGGCCCAUCAAUUGGAAGUACAUGCAGAAAGGAAUUAGUGUUUGGUUAGAUGUACCUUUGGAAGCCUUGGCACAGAGAAUUGCAGCUGUAGGAACUGGUUCUCGCCCUCUUUUGCAUCACAAAUCUGGCGAUGCUUAUGCAAAGGCUUUCAAGUGUUUAUCUACCCUGUUGGAAGAGAGGGGUGAAGCUUACGCCAAUGCUAAUGCUAGGGUUUCUCUGGAAAAUAUUGCAGCCAAACUCGGAUACAAAGAUAAUCUUGCAAAUGGAAAAUACAAUAGGAAAAAAGGAUGA
Molecule: messenger RNA, 852 nt
Organism: Ilex paraguariensis (yerba mate)
Lineage: Eukaryota; Viridiplantae; Streptophyta; Magnoliopsida; Aquifoliales; Aquifoliaceae
Source: the annotation of a GenBank genome assembly